AUGGCGGUCGGGGACGCGCUGCGACGGCUGUGCGAGGAGAUUGGGUGGUCCUACGCCGUCUUCUGGAAGGCCAUCGGAGCCGCCGACCCUGUGCAUUUGGUGCGGGAGGACGGCUACUGUGGCCACACGUCAUGCCCUGUCGGAUCUGAGCCUUCUGAAUCUCUGCCCAGCGACGCCGCCGGGUGCUCUGUUCCUGCUGCUGACACCAUCUGCUCGCUUGUUAACAACGUUAUGGCGUCACAGGUUCAUGUCGUCGGACAAGGGAUCGUAGGCCGUGCCGCGUUCAGUGGCAAUCACCAAUGGAUCGUCCACGGUACUGCCAAUGGUCACGGGCUCUCCUCCGAGGUUGCUGCUGAGAUGAACAAUCAGUUCAGAGUUGGCAUCCAGACUAUUGCGAUCAUUCCUGUGCUGCCACGGGGUGUCCUACAAUUAGGCUCUACUGGUUUGGUUAUGGAAAACACAAAUUUUGUGAUGUUUGCAAAGAAGUUGUGUUCUCAUCUAAACAACCGUUCAAGCAUGGCUGUAUCUGCUUCAGCUAAGAACAGUUCAAGUCAGCAUGGUCAGUCACGUCCUGAUACUGCAACUGUGUCAACUGGCACACCGCCACAUGCAUUGCUGAAUGCAUCUUUGCUUAAGGUUGUGCAACAGAAUGGUCACCCUGUUAGAGAGCACACUGUCUAUGCUGAGCCUGAUCUUCGGUUUAUACAACAAGCAUCCUUCUGCGAGACCCAAUUUGGAAGAAAUUUACGGAGUGUUGGUAUGAACUCAAGUUUGACCUCCCCAAGCUUGACAUCAGUUAAAAAUCAGUCACUCUUGAUGAACAACAUUGGGCAGUUACAGUUGAAUAAUAAUGCACAUUCAACAGCAGAUUUGGCAAUGGCAAGAGAUAUCAUAUUAAAAUCCCUUGUGUGUCAUGACUCUUCUGUCUGUGAAAAUACAAACAUCAAUAUGCAUCAUGGAAGAUAUGUGGUAUCCAAUGAUAUAAAUGGUCCUGGGAAUUUUGAUUUUCUCCCUGUAGGUGCUAGAGCAAGCAGAGCCAACUUAUCUACCAGUGUAUCGAGUCAAAUAUUGGAUCACGCAUCAGGAACAUUGCAGCAGAAACAGUCUCUAGUUCCGUUCAAGGUUCCCCAAUCUUCUGAAUUGGCUAAGAAAAUGGAGAAUCCUGAAAGUAGGCCAUUUCAAACUCCUUCAGUUCGAACUUCUGAAUCUGAUGGUCAGGUUUCUAACAGUUUCAACAUGGACCAAGAAAAUCUAUUGAGUAGGUCAAACAAUGUCCGACAAGACCAAAAGAUUAAUAGAUUUAGUGAUCCAAGUGCUAAUGUCAGCACGCAGAGAAUGAAGAACAGGGAUGGAUGUGAGGCAGGAAUGCCCAUUGAGAGAGCUUCCUCGUUGCUCGUGGAGCCUGCUGCAGAUAAUGACUUGUUUAAUAUGUUUGGUUCUGAAUUUCAUCAGUUCUCCCACAAUGUUGGUGCUGAUUUGGUCACCUGGAGUGGUACAGAGUCUCAGAAUUCAGAUAGAGAUGUCCCUGAGUCAUCAAUAUAUCUCAAUAGUUCACCCCUUUUCAGUUCACUAGACAAUGAGCUUCACUAUUCUGGUAUCUUAUCACUAACUGAUACUGAUCAGCUAUUGGAUGCUGUCAUCUCAAAUGUCAAUCCAACUGGAAAACAGUGUACUGAUGAUAGUGCUUCUUGCAAGACUGCAUUGACGGAUGUUCCUAGCACAUCUCAUCUUGGUUCAGUAGACUUGAAGAGAUGUGAGUCCUCCGGCAUGCCUUCCAUGCUAAUUAAGCACGAAUUGGCACAGUUUGUUAAACAGCCAUGUCUCUUUGAUAAAUCUGAGGAGGGUUGUCUUUCCCAAAAUAAUGGAAUGCACAAAUCUCAGAUACGUCUUUGGAUUGAGAGCGGUCAGAACAUGAAAUGUGAAAGUGCUUCGGCUUCUAAUAGCAAAGGUCUUGAUACUCCAAGCAAGGCAAAUCGCAAGAGAUCUCGACAAGAAGAAAGUCCUAAGCCACGACCUAAGGACCGGCAACUUAUACAGGACCGUAUUAAAGAGCUACGUGAGCUUGUACCGAAUGGGGCAAAGUGUAGCAUUGAUGGUUUGUUGGAGAAGACAGUUAAGCACAUGCUUUUCUUACAAAGUGUGACGAAGAAUGCAGACAAGCUCAAGGACUCUACUGAGUCUAAGAUACUUGGUAGUGAAAAUGGCCCCCUUUGGAAAGACUACUUUGAAGGUGGGGCAACCUGGGCUUUCGAUGUCGGCUCUCAGUCUAUGACAUGUCCAAUCAUUGUUGAGGAUCUUGACCGACCUCGUCAGAUGCUUGUGGAGAUGCUUUGCGAGGACAGAGGAAUCUUCUUGGAGAUUGCUGAUUUCAUCAAAGGACUUGGAUUGACUAUCUUGAGGGGUGUGAUGGAAAUGCGCAAAAGUAAAAUCUGGGCAAGAUUUACUGUUGAGGCGAACCGGGACGUAACCAGAAUGGAAAUCUUUCUAUCGCUUGUGCGCUUACUGGAGCCAAAUUGUGAUGGCAGUGGAGUGGCAGAGAACGCUAACAACAUGAACAUGCCUCUUGGUUUGGUGCGCCAACCUGUCAUCCCAGCAACAGGCCGCAUCUAA
Molecule: messenger RNA, 2610 nt
Organism: Miscanthus lutarioriparius
Lineage: Eukaryota; Viridiplantae; Streptophyta; Magnoliopsida; Poales; Poaceae
Source: the annotation of a GenBank genome assembly